AUGAAAUCUGCAAAAUCAGCUUAUUCAUUGAGCACCAAUUUAGCAAGUUAGUACACAGAGAGAGUUUACAAAAACAAAAAGCCUGCCCUUCGUAUAAACACAGAAACCAGUCAAAGGAUUAAAAGUGCUUAAAUUGGAUCCUCAUCUAGAAAAUGCUAUACUAAUACUAGUAGAACCAUUGAAAAUCAAACACAAUCCAAAAUACCCUUGCAAAUCUAUUAGAGGUACAUAGAGGAGUCCUUUAUGUCCAACAAUCAUGACAAAAUUGUGAAGGAGGCCAAAUUAGUGGCUCCUACUGUAAUCAAUCAUCUCAAUAUCAACUUUUAUGAAACAUAACAAUUGAGUCACGGAAUGAGUCUUUAUGACAAGCAUCCUAAUUUGCUCUUUAAAAUGUAUGAAACACUGAUAAAUCUCGAUAAAAAUGUAAUUUAGGAAUUGUUUUUAUAUGAAGCCUUGACUGAUAAAGAUUAAAUUGGCAUUAAGGAGAAGAAGGAAAGGAACAUUACAGACAAUUUUAGAUUUGAUUUUUUCAUCAAGGCAAUAAAUAUUAUGGAUGACUUUAUAACUACAUUGAUCAAAAUUAUCGAUGAUAAAACUCUAGCAGUAUUCAUUGAAUAGUUAUGGAAAUUUUGGGUAGUACUCCUUGAUCUUAAUACUCAAUGGUCCUAAACGAGGUACAAAGCCUUGUUGGAUAUUCAAGUAGGAGCAGUAGAAUCAUAAUUAAAGGAUUGCUAGUUCAGUUUGGAUGCGUUAAGAGAGAAAUACAUUCAAAAAGUAAAAGGACAUCAAUUAAGAGUAGCAGUAGAGUAGAAAAAGAACUUACAUCUAAAAGAAGAGAAUCUGAAAUGGCUUCAAAUGUAUUCUGAAUUGGAAACAAAACUAGAGGAGUUAAAAAAUUUAGAGAAUGCAGAAGGAGAAAUUAGAAAAAUUAAUUUGGAUUUAAAAGAAAUGGAUUUUCAAUUCAAUGUCUUUUAAAAAAAUAUGAAUGAUUAGCAAAAAUAAGUUAGCACUUCUGUUAAAAAUCUGGCAAGUCUUCUGAAGAGAAAAGAUUAAAAAUCCUUCACUGAAUUCACAUAUGAAGAAUUAAAUCUAUUAGAUUAUCCAGGGUUUAAUGAUGAUUAUUUGCUGGUUAAUCCUAUUAUAUUCCUCUUAUAAAUUAGAGCCAAAGACUAGAAAACAACCCCUAGUGAUUUUUUAUCCUUCUUAGUGUAAUAUAUACAUUCAAAUCCCAACAUGUCAGGGCCAGAAUUGUUUAUGCAAUUCAUAGAAAUCGAUUUCAACAAAGCACACUUUCUUAAAGAUCUAAUCAAAACUACUGAUGAUGAUAUAAUCAAUAUCACAAAAUUAAUAUUGGGAAUAGGUAAAUCAAACCCAGUUAGCCAUGUUGUGAUUCUGGAAGCCAUUAAAUUAUGCAGAGCCAUUGAAAAUUAAUACAAACACUUCGAUCAAUCUCAAAAUGCAACAGUUAAUAAAAGGACAAGUAUUAUUUUAAAUUAGGAGAAAAGUGUUGGUCACAAUAUAGAUUUGACCUAAGAAAUUCCAAUUGCAGGAUCUGAAGUGACAUUGGGUUAACAAUUGUACGAGUAAAUUCUCCAAGUUAGUACAACAACCAUAAAACUUAGCAAGAUAAUGUAUAUCGCUAUUCAAUUCUACGCAGAAAAGGAGUAUAGUAAAUGGAUGAGUUGCUGCUAUUUAUGGUAAUAAGGAACUAUGAAAAUUGAAUCUCGUUGGGAUUAAUAAGAAUAAUUCUUAAACAUGGACAGUUUUCUUGUAUGGUAAUUUGUCAAUCUAAAAUACAAGAAUUAGAAAUCUUAAGAUCAACCCACAUUGGAUUAGUGUUUCAAUUGGGUUUACAAAAUUUGGUUACUGAGACCUAAAAUCUUUAUAAAGCCAACAGCAGAUCCUAUUGAAACUUAGAGAAGUUCUAAUACAAUUCAGAAACCAUAAGAAAAGUUGUCAAUUCCAUAUAAAAAGUCCAUCACUCUUAUAGACUCGUAAAGAAAAAAAUGA
Messenger RNA from Paramecium tetraurelia, 2010 nucleotides. RefSeq lists its product as uncharacterized. The record is from RefSeq and is a predicted model, not a curated record. NCBI's taxonomy places the organism in Eukaryota, Ciliophora, Oligohymenophorea, Peniculida, Parameciidae. The transcript is spliced from 3 exons.